UAAGAAAUUGUGACCCCAUUUCAAGAAAAGAGACAACCAACCCAGAAGUUGGAAUGCGCAUAUGAAGAUAUUAAUAUAAUUAUGGUGCUUAAUUAAAUAAAGAUAUACUCACAGUGAAUAAGGAUUUUUUUUUAAAAAAAGAACUAAACAAAGAGAAACAGCAGAAAAAUGACAGGGGAAAGUGUCAUUGAACUUGAAGCAGCUCAGUAGAAAUGAUUUAAAGUGAGGGGAAAAUGAUUAAAAAAAAGAUAGGAAGAGAAUCUCAGUGACCUCUGAGACAAUAACAAAAUAUCUUGAAUAUGUGUAGCUGAAGUCCCAAAGGGAGAGCAAGGAAAGAAUGGGAUACACAAAAUAUUUGAAGAUAUAAUGGCUGAAAUUUCCCCCAACUUGAUAAAUGAUAUAAAUAUACUGAUUUGAGAAUAUCAGUGAACUCUAAGCAAAUUAAGUGUGAAGAAAACACUUCCUAGACAAGCUGUUAGAGCCUAAGGAUAAAAAUAAAAUCUGGAAAUCCAGGGGAAAAAACAACAUAUUACAUGUGAUAAAAACAAUUCUAAUGAUUGGUGACAACAUCAGAAACUGUGGUGGCCAGAAGACAGUAGAUCGGUAUCCUUCAAAUGGUAUGAAAAAACAAAAUGAAACCCAUCAGCCUUAAAUUCUGUAUCCAACAAAAAUAGCUUUCAAAAAUGAAGGUGAAAUAAUGAUAUCUUAGAUAAAAGAAUUAAGAGAAUUUAUCUGCAGAAGACCCUAUGUUUUUCAGGUUGAAAAAAAAAAAAAUGACACCAAAUGGAAACUCAGUUCUUCAGGAAGCACUGAAGAGCAUCAGAAACGAGGGAAGAGAGACUGUCUUUUCCUUAAUCCUGGAUACUAUAUCCAGAGUCAGAACAUCAACUCCAAAGCAGAAAGCUUCUGAAAAAGAAUAGUGUCAUGGCAUAAUGUUAGACAUUUUUCUAAACGAUGGUUCCUAAAACUUUGUAAUAGAAGAAUUGGAAUUUGAUAACCAACUUGAGAAACACUAGUAAAAGUGAAUUACAAGGACACUCAGUUAGGAAAAUCAUUAAUAUAAUAAUUUUCAGGAAAUAUUUAACCUGAGCUCAACUCUUUUCAAACUGAGAGCUUCUAAAGAUAAUUGUGACAUAAUUAUGAUGUAAAUCAUAGAAGCUUAAAGCAUAGGGGUCAGUCCAUUUUUUUUUAGAAAGGCAACUCAUAGAUGGAAAACAAUUUAUUAGAUAUAAGCAAGAAUGCAUUUUUAUCUCAAACCUUACUUAUUCUGGAAAAAGUUUAAAUGUAAAGCCAUAGUUCAGCACUAAUGGAACCUAAGAAAAUUUGUACAAGAGAGAAGCAUGAAUGUAAACUGUGUGGUAAAUCCUUCAGCCGGAACACUAAUUUUAUUCAGCAUCAAAGAAUACAUACUGGAGAGAAACCUUAUGAAUGCAAUGAAUGUGGAAAAGCUUUUAGUGAGAGCACUAAUCUUAUUCAACAUCAAAGAGUCCAUACUGGGGAGAAACCUUACAAGUGUAGCAAAUGUGAAAAAACUUUUAGUCAUUGGUCAUCCCUUAGAAAUCAUGAGAGAAUUCAUACUGGAGAAAAACCCUAUCCUUGCAAUGAAUGUGGGAAGACUUUCAGUCAUAUUUCAGCCCUUACUCAACAUCACAGAAUUCAUACUGGGAAGAAGCCAUAUGCUUGUAUUGAAUGUGGGAAAACCUUCAGCCGGAGCACACAUCUUAUUGAACAUCAGGGAAUUCAUUCUGGGGAAAAAUCCUACCAGUGUAAGAAAUGUCGGAAGGCUUUUUGCCACAGCACAUCACUAAUCCGACAUCAGAGAACUCACACCGGAGAAAGACCCUAUAAAUGCACGAAAUGUGGAAAAGCCUUCAGUCAUACCCCAGCCUUCAUUCAACAUCAGAGAAUUCAUACUGGAGAGAAACCCUAUGAAUGUAAUGAGUGGGGAAAGGCCUUCAGUCAGAGCGCACAUCUUACUGAACACCAGAGAUCUCAUACUGGAGAGAAACCUUACGUUUGUAAGGAAUGUGGAAAAACCUUCAGCAGAAGCACACACCUUACUGAACAUCUAAAAAUUCAUUCUGGUGAGAAGCCCUAUCUAUGUAAUCUAUGUCAAAAACUAUUUUGCUAUAGAACAUCACUAGUUCGACAUCAGAGAACUCAUACAGGAGAGAAACCCUACCAGUGUGAUGAAUGUGCGAAAUCUUUCAGUUUAAGUUCAGCCCUUACUAAACAUAAGCAAACACACACAGGGGAGAAACCUUAUAAAUGUAAUAAAUGUAGUGAUGUUUUCUGUCAUAGUACAUCUUUAAUUCAACAUCAAAGAACUCAUUUUAGAAAUGAAAUCCUAUCAAAGUAAUGCAUGUGGGGAGCUGCAGCCAUAGGUCAUCACUUAUACCUGAACACUCAGUGGUAAGAAAUUCCAGGAUUGUUCAUGCAAGAAAAACUUUAGGCAAAAUGUUCAUUUUGUUUGUACUGAGAAAAAGCAUUGUUCUUGCAAUUAAUCCUGAAAAUGUGUUCUCGUUCAGAUAAAAAUUUAUAAUGGAAUUAUCCCCAACAUGGUUUGUUUUUAAAAACAUAUUUGGAAAAUUAUUUUUAGAAAUAAUUUGUUACAUAUUUAUUUAUUUGCUUAUAAUUAAAGGUUUUUCAGGCACAAAGUUUUAGUGGGAUGAUGAAAAUUGUUUAUAUAUCAUCUGUUAUCCUUUUAGUAAUUCUCAUGUUAUUCUUCACUGUUAAAGAAGCACCUUUAUAGCAGGUUUGAGUUUUUUAAAUUAACAAGUUUGUCUAAUAGCCAUAUAAGAGAAUACGUCACAGAAAAAUGUGCAUUAUUUUCUAGUAUUCAUGAAAUAUUUUUAAUGGAAUAUAUAUGUGUGUGUGUGUGUGUGUGUGUGUGUGUGUGUGUGUAGUUUCUUGCCAAAGUGUAUCAUAUAUAUACA
Messenger RNA from Mustela lutreola (European mink), 2936 nucleotides. RefSeq names its product zinc finger protein 883 (gene ZNF883). The transcript has 2 exons. Lineage: Eukaryota; Metazoa; Chordata; Mammalia; Carnivora; Mustelidae. Bases 1307 to 2359 code for a protein of 350 amino acids. The record is from RefSeq and is a predicted model, not a curated record.